This is a messenger RNA of Sceloporus undulatus (fence lizard), 1948 nucleotides long. RefSeq names its product acidic residue methyltransferase 1 (gene DCPH1). Gene Ontology annotation, molecular function: phosphatase activity. The transcript has 4 exons. Bases 369 to 1538 code for a protein of 389 amino acids. The record is from RefSeq and is a predicted model, not a curated record. Gene Ontology annotation, biological process: DNA damage response. NCBI's taxonomy places the organism in Eukaryota, Metazoa, Chordata, Lepidosauria, Squamata, Phrynosomatidae. Gene Ontology annotation, cellular component: nucleus; cytoplasm.
UGGCCAGCCCCCUCUGAAGAAACCUGUCCAGAAAGCCCCAGGAUAGAGGGGCAGAGGGGUAGUGGUUCAAAGUGAAACUGGAACUCUUUGGCUGUGCUGUCUCUCUUCCUUUUUGCAGAGCUCUAUGUUCCUGAGAGAGGAAGGAAACGGGAUGCUGAGGGCAGUUGCUAAGCAACUGAGGAGGAGCCUGGAGAUGGCUGUUGCUUUAAUGAGCUUAGCUUGGAGGCCCUUUCUUUGGGAAGUGGUGCUCUGAGGGGGGGGGGUCCCUGGCAACCCCUGAGAAACUGUAAUUCGACCCCCAAAGGGGUCCCGACCCCCAGGUUGGGAAAUACUGUGCUAAAGGAAGACAUGCACUGGCGGCUGCUCCUAUGAUGAAAGGUCUUGAAGCAGAAAAACAUGCUAUAGCUUAUCUCUCAAAGUUACGGAAUGAGCUGCAGACAGACAAACCAUUGACUGCUUUGAAAGAUAACAUCCCUGACACUACUCUUUGGAACCAGUACUUAGAAUAUCAUAAAAAUUUAUCAAAUGAACCGCCAAGUUGGUUUCAGUCUCCUUGGUUAUAUACAGAGUGUUAUAUGUAUCGUAGAAUUCAUGAAGCACUUGUUCUAAGUCCACCCAUCAGUGACUAUGAUGUCUUUAAAGAAGAAAAAGAGCAUGCUUUCUUUGACUCUCAGCAAGCUAUUAUUAUUUUAAGUACUUACUUGCAAGAGCUGUUGAAGAACAUACAGAAUCUAGAUGAAAAAUCACUAAAAGAAGAAUUGUUUACACUGAUUCAGGUAUCACUGUGGGGCAAUAAGUGUGACUUGUCAAUUUCAGGUGGCGCAGAUAAUUCUCAGAAGGCUAAUCCAUUACUUUCUGUGGAAGAGUUAAAAUCUUUUAUCUUGGUGAAUCACAUAGAAAAAGUUUGGUCACUGCUUCUAAAUAAAAAGAGGAAGAAUGCACAGACUACUAGGCUUGAUAUAAUCCUAGAUAAUGCUGGUUUUGAACUUAUCGCUGAUCUUGUAUUGGCUGACUUUCUAUUAUCCUCGGAAUUAGCUAAUGAAAUUCAUUUUCAUGGGAAAAGUAUUCCAUGGUAUGUGUCAGAUACUAGAAAACGAGACAUGAAUUGGGUAAUUAAACAAAUGCAGUCAGCUAAUCACAAGUGGAUGUCUAGGUGUGGUGUCUCUUGGGAGGGUUAUGUGAAAAAAGGAGUUUGGAUUUAUCAUGAUCAUUUGUUUUGGACUUUGCCACAUGAAUUUUCUGCUAUGGCCCAAGUUGCUCCUGAUUUGUACACUGAGUUACAGAAGUCGGAUUUAGUUAUUUUUAAAGGGGAUCUGAACUAUAGAAAAUUAAUAGGUGACCGAAAAUGGGAAUUCACUGUGCCAUUCCAUCAAGCUUUGAACAAUUUUCACCCAGCACCUCUCUGCAGCUUCAGAACACUAAAGUGUGAUAUUCAAGUUGGGUUGAAACCAGGACAGGGUGAACAACUAACAAACACUGAACCUGAAUGGAUGAUCAUCGGUAAAUAUGGAGUGAUUCAGUUUGAUGCUACUUCAUGAUUGAUGAACACAAUGUGUCAGCCAGCACAGGCUAAAUGCUAUUGGUGGCCAAAAGUGUGAAGACCACUUGCUUUCAGUAUGCAUGUUCCCUUUUUUCAUAGGCCUUUAAAGUGGAGUGUGCAAUUAUGAAUUCUCUCUUUUGGUAAUCAUCUGAAAAUGACAAAUGCAUUAAUGAUUAACUUAUUCUUAAACAUUUUUACAUGUGAAAUACAAGAAAAGACAGACAGUAAGAAUCAGUUUAAUAGUUAUAUGCAUCUGAUGAUUGUUCUGUUUUAGCAUACUCCAGGCAAAAUAUUGCACUAGCACAUAACUGUUACAUUUGCUGUUCUGUAAGAAGUCUUACUUUAAAGCUGUUUGAACUUAAGUUGUUGGUAGACAUGACUAUUUUAAAUAAAUUAACUGAAAUGAUA